UGUAAGCAAACCGUGUUUCUUUGAGUUGAAGUUGUACCUAAGACAAAUCCUCUUGCCUCUGCAGCAUGGAUUUCUCUACAGCAUAAAUCUUAAUCAUUGAUCAUAUUCUCUCUUAUGGAUGAUGGGAUUCAACAAUUAGAACUUCAUUCUGAAAAUGAGAACCCCUUUUGUCGGAUUCAGCUGCAUACUUGUGCUUCUUGCUUUCGCCUCUGCUUCCUGUUCUUCUACCUAUGGAAGUAUGGAAAUGGAGAGAACUUUGGCGAUUAUAAAACCAGACGGAUUAAUUGGUAACUACACCGAUGAUAUCAAGAGAACAAUUGUAGAAUAUGGUUUCACCAUUUUUAAGGAAAAGAUUGUUCAACUUGAUCAAGCCACUGUAGAAAAGUUUUAUGCCGAGCACUCUUCAAAAGGUUUCUUUUCCAGACUUACAAAAUACAUGACAAGUGGACCAGUGUUGGCUAUGAUCUUGGAGAAGGAUAACGCUAUUGCUGAUUGGCGUGCUUUAAUGGGUCCUACUGAUGCAAGCAAGGCUAAGAUUACUCACCCUCACAGUAUCAGAGCAAGAUGUGGAUUGGAUAUAGAAAGGAAUUGUGUUCAUGGUUCAGACUCUCCUAAAUCUGCACAAAGAGAGAUUUCAUUCUUCUUUAAGGAGCUGUCCGCAGAUGUGGUUGCAGAGCAUGAUGAAUUGUAGCUGCUACAACUUUGAAGCAUAAACACAACUUGUUUGUAGUUUUUUUUGUGUAGCAUGAAAAUUAUACAACGGAAAUGUAUGUUAAUGGGAGAGAAAAAAAAUUAUAGGUUUUUAUCCAAUCACAUUGUAUAUUUUCUCCGACCAAUGUAUGGUAGCAUGUUUGCCUACUGUUCUUGUAUCCUUUGACAAAGUACAAGAAUCAAUUUCAUUUAUUGUAACUCAUAUUUUAAUAUAAAAUAUGUCAUU
This is a messenger RNA of Vigna unguiculata (cowpea), 937 nucleotides long. RefSeq names its product Nucleoside diphosphate kinase family protein. Lineage: Eukaryota; Viridiplantae; Streptophyta; Magnoliopsida; Fabales; Fabaceae. The record is from RefSeq and is a predicted model, not a curated record. Gene Ontology annotation, biological process: GTP biosynthetic process; CTP biosynthetic process; UTP biosynthetic process. Gene Ontology annotation, molecular function: nucleoside diphosphate kinase activity.